Helobdella robusta is the source of this 498-nucleotide messenger RNA. RefSeq lists its product as hypothetical. The record is from RefSeq and is a predicted model, not a curated record. NCBI's taxonomy places the organism in Eukaryota, Metazoa, Annelida, Clitellata, Rhynchobdellida, Glossiphoniidae. The transcript has 3 exons. The coding region runs from base 1 to 498 and encodes 165 amino acids.
AUGAACAAAUUAAUCUUAUACUCAACCUGCUACAAUAUUUUAGCAUUUUUGCUGAUCGUUUCAUCUGAUUCUGAAAUUAAAUUUGAGUGCGGCGGUCUCGACAAUUUGGCACCAUCAACAUCGGGAGCACCUUUUCAACUUUCACUCUUCGAUCAGGAUAAUAUACCAACAGGCUUCUAUCAUAAAGACAGCUACGUAAGCGUUCAGUUGAAAUUUUCUGGUUCGUUGGCUAUCAGAUCGAUCAUGAUUCAGGCAAACAAAGUUCUGGAGAAACAGCCUGUAGGCUCCUGGAAAGUGGUUCAACCUCAAUCCAAAUUGGACAUCAGGUCAUGCGUCAAUACCAACGAUACCUUAAUUGGCGAUAAACGCAAAGAACAAAAAAGCAGCAACAAGAACAAUGCAACCAACAAUAGUAGGGAUGCACCGGAUUUAAGUUUUCCAAGAUUUAAAAUUCAAAAACCGGCCGGGGCCGGGGCCGGAGCCGGGGCCGGAUUUUAG